Molecule: messenger RNA, 633 nt
Organism: Acanthosepion pharaonis
Lineage: Eukaryota; Metazoa; Mollusca; Cephalopoda; Sepiida; Sepiidae
Source: the annotation of a GenBank genome assembly
AUGCCUACUAGAAUUAUCUACGGACUUGCAGGCUUUGUUCCCUUGGAGAUCCGAGGAUUUCUUUCACGUUCUCUUUCACUCCCCCUCAUUCUCUCUCUCUAUCUCCAUUUCUCUAUUUCUCGUUCUCUCCCCUUCUUUCUCUCUCAUUCCCUCCCUCUCCGCUCUUUAUCCUCUCUCCCCCUCUUUAUCCUCUCUCCCCCUCUUUAUCCUCUCUCUCCCACUCUCUAUCAUCUCUCUCUCUCCCCCUUUUUUAUACACUCUCUCAUUCUCUCUCCCUCUCUCUCAUUCCCUCUCUGUCCCUCUAACUUUACCUCCCUCCAUCCCCCUCUCUCCAUCCAUCCCUCUCUCUCCUCCUUCGUAUCGUCUCCCUCACUCCCUCUUUGUACCACCCUAUACCCCUCUCCCUCAAUCCCUCUCUCACCCUCCAUCCUUCUCUCUCCCCUUCUCCACCCUCUCUCUCACUCCCUCUCUGCUCUCUGCCCCUUUCUUGCUCCAUCUCUCUCCCUUCACAUCCUCUCUCCCUAUCUCCUACUCUCUCUCCAUUCCUAUCCUCUCUCUCUUUCCCUCUCUCUCUCUCCCUCUUCCCCCUCUAUAUCCCUUCCCCCCACUCUCUCUGCAAGUAUCUUCGUCUGA